Molecule: messenger RNA, 551 nt
Organism: Acaulospora colombiana
Lineage: Eukaryota; Fungi; Glomeromycota; Glomeromycetes; Diversisporales; Acaulosporaceae
Source: the annotation of a GenBank genome assembly
AAUCCUCCUUCCCUUCAAGGAGGGUAUGAGCCCCGCUCCAUGGAGCAACCCACCCUGGGACUGCUCGAUCCUGGGAUUCCUGAUCAAGUCCUGAAACAAGCAUACGGGGAAGCCGGUACUUUUGUCAAUGAGGACCAAGUGGACGAUACAAAUGAGGUGGAAAUCAAUUCACCUGUUGGGACAUACAAUGGAGUAGGGACCAAUCGACGCCCCCGCAUCCAGCUACUAAGGGAACGCAAAAGGUCUCAGGAAGAGGUGGCGAUGGGUCUUUUUGCCAAAGAGACCGACAUCAACUGGCGUGAGCGAACUGAAGAAAGGAUGAAACUUAUGCACCGCGACUCAAAUCACCAUAUCAACACCUACAUGGAAGUCGUGAGAGAACACUGGAGGGCACUCCCCCAGGAGCAAAAGGAUGGAUUCCUCUCUCGUGCAAGAGAUAUCAUCGCAAAUCCAACCGACAGAGAUCCCAAGAAGGAGAAUGCAAAAAUUAUCAAAAAGUUUCGAGACCUUGCGAGGGUUGCCCGUGAUAAGCAUAGUGUCGCCUCUUUCAU